Phytophthora infestans T30-4 is the source of this 1548-nucleotide messenger RNA. RefSeq lists its product as uncharacterized. NCBI's taxonomy places the organism in Eukaryota, Oomycota, Peronosporomycetes, Peronosporales, Peronosporaceae. Gene Ontology annotation, biological process: regulation of transcription by RNA polymerase II; chromatin remodeling. The record is from RefSeq and is a predicted model, not a curated record. Gene Ontology annotation, molecular function: transcription coregulator activity. Gene Ontology annotation, cellular component: nuclear chromosome; nucleus. The transcript is spliced from 11 exons. Bases 1 to 1548 code for a protein of 515 amino acids.
AUGAACGGGGGAUCGGGCGACUGGCACUCGGCGGCCGACCGCCUGGCGCUCUUCAUGCAGCGCUACGCCGUGCCGAACGACAAGGUAGCAAGGCAGUUGGGCUGGGCUGAUGAGCAGCUGCGUGCGUACCUGUCGCCCGAGUCACGGCGUGUCAAAGCGGCGUCCGACAUUGCAGACACCGCGGUGGACAAGCUACUGAUGAGGUAUCGCGUUGCAUUGGCGCAUCAAACGCUUAAGAAUGCGAAGACUAAGCCUCUCAAGCCUCUAGAAGGGAGUUGUAGGAGAUCUACAGUACCCACACAGUUUGGACGCAAUGUGGGGGACAGAAGAAGCAUUAUUCAUGCAGACGCUACGCCUGCGCAAUUGAAGGCAGCAGCGAAUGUGGAGCAGCCGUCUACGGGCAAUCGGAAACGGAAACGGAAAGUCGUAAUACAUCCUCUGCAUUCAUCGAGUGCUAAGGUGAAGACUGCGGCGUCGAAGGAGGAAAAUGCUAGCGAUAACGCAGAUACAGAGUCGACAACACAUCAACUUGAUGUACGGAAGCCGCUGCGACUGGCCAAACCCGAGCUUAUCUGCCCUAUUCGUCUCGAUGUCGACUUGGAUGGCGUUCACUUUCAAGAUACUUUUCUCAUCAACGCCGUUUUGAAUACGUGUUCACCGGAAGCUCUCGCUACUCAAAUUGCCCAGGACGAAAGGAUGAGCAAUAAACUAAAGGAUGCAAUCGCGGAGUCAAUUCGAAGACAAAUUUUGACUUUUACCUCAUCUUGUAUGACUGUCGACUACAAGAGCGAGCAGUUAUUCCCAAUUUACCUAGAUCUCAUCCUCGAGGGAUUCUCCCUGCGGGAUCAAUUCGAAUGGGACAUAUCCAAUGACUGCAUCGCAACGCAGACGUUUGCCAGUACGCUGUGUGCAGACUUGAACCUGCCAAAAGCAUUCGAGCCCGCUAUCGUCUUUUCGAUCUACGAGCAAGUUGCUGCUUAUCGUAUCGCACUAAACGGGCGAAAAUGGAUUGGCAAGGAUUUAAAAGAUAGCGGUCUCACACCACCAACUUCCAGUUCAGGAUACAUCGAAGUGAUGCCACCGCUUGACGACGUCGUUCGUACCACUGAUGACGCGAAAUUAUGGCAGCCCGUACUGAGUGAACUGUCCAGAGAAGAAAAAACGUAUUUAUCUGCAAGAUUCACGGCUGCUCGAGCGUACGAGAGUCGCCUUCCACGACCAAUCAACCCAUUCAUCGUAUACUGUCAGAUGCAGAAGGAGGCAUUGGGCAAGACUCGCCGCUCUGCGUCUGAAACGAGAAAGAUUAUGGGCGACAUGUGGCGCAAAUGCACCGAAGAGGAGAAAGAGUAUUACUCGCAACUUACUGAGGUGGAGAACGAAAAGAGGCGUCGAGACCACAUUCUCGAUAUGAGGGACCGCGCCAUCGCUGACUGGGAAGAGGACGAAGCUCGUCGGAAAGGAUUGUUGGCUUCCUCUACGUUGGAGGCGUCUGCAGAGCACUUCCGUGGUCUCUUGCUUGAACGAGCGACACGAAGUAGAUUUGAAUAG